Messenger RNA from Betta splendens (Siamese fighting fish), 1394 nucleotides. Its product is annotated as cytosolic 5'-nucleotidase 1A. Gene Ontology annotation, molecular function: 5'-nucleotidase activity; magnesium ion binding; nucleotide binding. Lineage: Eukaryota; Metazoa; Chordata; Actinopteri; Anabantiformes; Osphronemidae. The record is from RefSeq and is a predicted model, not a curated record. The transcript is spliced from 8 exons. Gene Ontology annotation, biological process: adenosine metabolic process; nucleotide metabolic process. Gene Ontology annotation, cellular component: cytoplasm; cytosol. Bases 211 to 1095 code for a protein of 294 amino acids.
AGUCUGACUGCUUCUCCUGAACAGGACCAACAGUGACUCUUCACCGCAUGAGAACUGAUCACGCACUGCUUGUUCCCUGGCUGCUCUGACUGCUGAUGAUCAUUUCUGUCUGAUACCUCUGCACACAGUGUGACAGAAACCCUGUUGCUGCUGAAACGGCUACUUCCUGGUGGGUGGGGCCCUAAACAUGACAAACACUGCUAUGCUGCUAUGGCUUCCAGUUGCUAUGGCGACGCAUUAAUCCGAAGAAUUAAAGAAAAGGCCUCGAAGUGGAUCUACAGGAACCCGGUGCCGGGUCCGGAUGGGACACACCUGAACCACCACCUUCCGAAAAGCGGGCUAAGGAAGAAAGAUGCUGAUGCUGUGGUGGUCGCGGUAACGUCUGACGCAGUGUUUGACCCUGGAGCUGAUGAAGGUGAUGCGUUCAGAGUGGGCCUGGCUUUCCCACUGCUGCAGGCACUGCAGAGGGUCAAUGAACGUCUGCUGGAGCAAAAUCCCUCAGAGUCACUGUUGUUCGACAUCAUCCUCAUCACUACCAGCAGCCAACGGCAGCAGCAGAGCUCCCAGAUCAUGAGGAGCACCAGGCAUCACGGUCUUGAGGUCGGUCGGUUUUGUUUUUCCAGUGAAGACAAUUUUUUGGAGAGUUUACUGGAAAAUAAUGUGCAGCUCUUCCUGUCGACGGAUAGAAACGAAACAUCACAGGCAUCUCAGAGGGGCGUUCUCUCUGCGCUGCUGGAUCAGCGGGCGGCUUCUUCCCCCUCAGAACAACUCAGAGUUUUGUUCUGCGGAGACACUGUGGUCCAGCCCAACGCCGCUGGUCCGAUGUCCACGAUCCAACACGAUGCUCAGAGUUUCCCGGCACAGCUGGGUAAGAUGCGGCAGAGGUUCGGGAUGCUCGAUAGCCCCCUCGUCAUCAUCUUGAUGGUGUCACAAGGCGGCAGAGACAGUUGCAGCAGUGCCCUGCAGGUGCUCCGGUCCUGUGGAGUUGGUGUGGAUGAGGCGUAUUGUUUGGCCGGAGCCCCACAGAGUCCCAUCUUAUCCCUGCUCCAUCCUCACUUCCUGCUCAGCGAUGACUUCGGUGAGUUGGAGGAGUGACAAGAUGGACAACCACUGACUUAAGUGUGUGCUGCCAAUUCAUGAACUCAGGGUUAAACAUGUUUGUUUGAACCAACGGUUGCCUUCAGCCUUAAAGGGACGAUAGCUGGUCCUGAUGAUGUAGCACCAAAGUCAAACCACACAUCUUGAUGCUUUGGAUAAUGAUUUUUAUUCUAACAGUGUUUUGUGAUGGCUAAAGAACAUUUGGUGUAUUUCAUUUAUAUUGUGUCUCUAUUUGUGUUCAUGAUUUAUCUUUUUCCCAAUUAAAAAUACAAAAAUAAAGACUGAGUAAGAGCAGA